AUGGAGCUCGUUUACAAAAUAGGAGUGCCUGCAGGCGCAGCUUGCGCCCUCGUUGCUUCGUACGGCUUUCCGCCGGGUGUCGUUACACUCAGUGCCUUAGGCAGCAAUGCAGCGAAGGCGAUCAACGAUGCAGUUCGUCUGUACACCCCAGACGGAGAGCUCGAUGAACCAGCAACGAUCAUUCGUUACUUAUGUACGAAGUCCGAUGCCAAAGCCGUUCUUUUGGGCCCAGAGAAGAACGUCGAUGAACAGGCUGCAAUAGACCAGUGGCUCUCUUUCUGCGCAUCAAAAAGAUAUUACAUUCUCUGCAGCGACGAUCUCAACGACUUCAAUGCAACCCUCGAGCACAACACCUUCCUCUGCGGCAACAACCUCACCGCAGCAGACCUUGUCGGCAUGGCUUCGGUGUAUGUUGCUAUGACGAAAUCCUCAGUAAAGGAGCUGCAAGUGCUGAAACACCUCACACGGUGGUACAACCACAUGCAAAACCUUCCUGGUAUCAAGGAGCAGCGGGUGCAGGGCAUGACGGCGUUAGAGCUGCCGACUACAUCACCAGAUGAUAUUGUGCAGGCUGCAAAGGCGAUGGCACAGUCAGGGGAUGACUCGCAGCAGAAGCAGCAGCAGCAGAAGCAGCAAAAACAGCAGCAAAAGCAGCAGCAGCAGCAGCAAACAAACGGCCAUGCAGGAACUGAAAAGAGGGAGCAUUGUACAAACGACCAACCUGCUGCUGCUGCUGCUGCUGCUCCUGAGAAGCAGAAGGCAAGUCCCAAAGGACAACAAGCAGCAGCAACAGCAGCAGCAGCAGCAGCAGCAGAAAGGCCUUUCGACGACCCUAUGCGGCUGGAUCUCCGCGUUGGCCUCGUAAAGAAGGUGUGGAGACACCCGGAGGCAGACAAACUGUACUGCGAGGAGAUUGACUUUGGCCCCCUUGGCGUGCGUCAGAUUGCUUCUGGUUUGGUUCCGUUUCUGCAGCAGCAAGAAUUCGAGCAGCAGAAGGUUGUUGUUUUAUUUAAUUUAAAGCCGAAGGCUCUCAGGGGUUUCAACUCUCACGGCAUGGUUAUGUGCGCCAACGCAGAAGACAAGAGCGCCGUGCAGCUGCUGCAGCCGCCCCCAGAUACACCCCUGGGGGAGAGGGUUAUCGUACAAGGUUUAUCUGGAGAGGCAGAUGAAGUGCUGAGCGCAAAAAAAGGAAAAGAUACGCUGGCCCUCGUCUCCCCCUUCUUAAAAACCAAAGACGACUGCGUCGCGUAUUUCAAGGACCUGCCGCUGGUUACUCCCCAGGGCGCUGUGCGUUGCAGCAGCAUCAAGGGGGGAUACAUCUCCUAG
Molecule: messenger RNA, 1326 nt
Organism: Eimeria mitis
Lineage: Eukaryota; Apicomplexa; Conoidasida; Eucoccidiorida; Eimeriidae
Product: multisynthetase complex auxiliary component p43, putative
Exons: 10
Coding region: 1-1326 (441 amino acids)
Molecular function (GO): tRNA binding
Source: RefSeq, a predicted model, not a curated record